AAAAGUUUGGUUUUCUGUCGAUCCUGUCUUUAUCCCUGUCUUUAUCGCUGUCUUUAUCCCUGUCUUUAUAAAGCCUUUAUCCCUUCUACAAAUGACUGAGCAACAGAACUCAAGGAAACCGCCAUUGCGGACCACCAUUACCAAAAUUUUGGAAAAAAACACUUGCGAUAUCCUCGACCAUCCUUUGCGGCCACCGUUCGUAAAGUGUACAAAUGGUCACUUUGUAUGCGGAUCAUGUCGUCCACAGUUGACGAAUGACGAAUGUCCUUACUGUAGAGUACCAUUGUCAACGGUUAUAAAGGAUCGUAUUUUGGACGAGAUUUUCUUUGCUGUUCAUCCAACUUUUGGUUCAGAUGCCCCAGAACCACCAUUAGGCCGGGGGGCCAACAGGUCAUUGAGUGCAACCGCUGGACCCUCAAGACUGCCAGGGGGCAGGGGAUAUCUCCUCUCCCAGUUGGGACAGGUAGCCUCUUCUCCACCACUUCCAGGACGGGGGAGACAAUUAGGCCAAUCUCCAAGUCAGAAUCUCCAACGGACAAUUGGGAGAAGUCUGAUUGAAGCAGCAUUCGAGGAGUCGCUGUGGAACACAUUGGAUAUUGACGACGCCGGGAAUUUAUUUGCACGAGUUCCAGUGCGUAGAUGAGUAGUGGU
This is a messenger RNA of Bemisia tabaci, 651 nucleotides long. The record is from RefSeq and is a predicted model, not a curated record. Lineage: Eukaryota; Metazoa; Arthropoda; Insecta; Hemiptera; Aleyrodidae.